GUUGGAAAUUUGCCUUGCCAAGAUCGACAAAGAUUUAAAGUUCAGCCCGUCGUGACUUUACAGUAGAAUUCAAGAUAAUCGGUACAAGUCCAAUGUUAUUGAACAUGCUCGAUGGUAUGAUCGAUGGUAUACUAGAUGGUAUGCCCAGAUGGUAUGCUUGAUGGUAUACUUGAUGCAUCGUAUGAUAACUGGAAAUUCUGCGUCACCGAGUCUUUUGUUUGAGUACUGUCUACUGUCAAGUCACUCGUAGUUAUACGUCACAUAAAGUUCAAUAACAAUCGUCACCGUAAGAACAGUCGUCACCGUCAAGAACAGUCGCCAUGAGUGGAUCAUCUGAAAGUAUCAAGUCCGAGGACUCGGCCAGCCAAGGUGGUAAGAGUUCAACAGCGUCAUCGAGGAUAAAGACGAAGGCCAAGAAGGCAGCCCUGGCAGCAGAGCUAGCAUCCUUGAAGGAACAGCAUGAGUUAGAGCUUCAAGAAUUUCAUCUACAGCAAAAGAAGGCACAGUUCAUGUUAGAAACUAAGCUCAAAGUUGCAGCAGCAGAAGAGGCUGUAUAUGAACAAUUUGAUCAGCAUCCCAGUCAACUCGACAUUAAGAUAGAACCCACAAGUGAAGAACUUGGUCAACAGCAGCAGCCCAUUCAGCCACAGAUUCAGGCCAGCGAGCAUGGCAACAAUGUACGUCAGGAGAAUUUGGAAGACACAAUGCCAUACCUGCAGCACAACCAAGAUUUGUAUCAGUAUCAGCAAAUACAGCAUCGUUUGUUGGAAGCAAUAAGCCUGUCAAGUGUGGAAAUCAUGAAGUUUAACGGUAACCCUUUACACUAUCAUGAGUUCAUGGCAUGUUUUGAUAAUUUGAUAGGCUCGUCUACACUAGACAGAGGGACAAAGCUUAUGAAGUUGUAUCAGUGCUGUGAAGGUGAUGUCAAGAACAUCAUACAGUGUUGUAUGGUAAUGGAUCCAGUUCUAGGAUAUCAACGCGCCAGAGAAUUGCUGAGAGAACGCUUUGGCAGUAGAUUUAAGAUAGGAGAAGCAUGGAUCGAACAGAUAACUAAUGGUUCAGCACUUCAUGCAAAUGAUAGAACUGGACUACGCAAGUUUGCUGACGAAUUACAGGUAUGUCUUGAGACUCUUAAGGCAUUGAAUCUGACAAAGGAAAUCAGCAGUAACAGAGAGCUGGUCAAACUGGCUGAAAGACUACCAUUUCAUCUCAAAGCUAGAUGGUUGAAAGUAGUGAGAGACAUUAGGCAAAGAGGUCGAUCUCCAGAUAUCACUGACAUGGUGAAGUUUGUAUUUGAUGCCGCCGAAGAAGUUAACGAUCCAGUCUUCGGUGAGCUGACUGCGACUUCUCCAAGAUCAGCAUCUAAACCAAGCUUCAACAAGCAACAUUCAAAGAGCAGCUACUCUACAGCAGUCACUGAUAAUUCAAGCUUUCCUAAGCCCAAGAAGUGCUUCAAGUGUUAUCAAGACCAUACCUUGUUUGGUUGUGACAGCUUUAAGUCUCUGACACCUGAUGAGAGAUUUAAAUUUGCACAAGAGAACAGACUAUGUUUCAAUUGCUUGCAACAAGGUCAUACCAGCAGAAUUUGUAAGUUGAACCGAACAUGCUCAGUACCAGGAUGUCAGAGAAAACAUACAAAGUUUCUCCACUUAUUUCGGGAAAGCUUGUCACCUGAAAGAGGUACUCCGCAUCAAGAGAUAGAGAAUCAGCCUCAACCAAAUAAACAUUUGAUAUCAUCUUCCACUCAAACGCCAUUUGAUGAAAUCCAAACAGCUCAGAAUAGCUUCAUUGAUAAGUCGGUCACAGGGGCCGGUAGGUGUGUACUUCCCAUCGUUCCAGUUAGGGUAAGGGCUCACAACGAGAGCAAGUCUGUUGAAACUUAUGCUCUCCUAGACACUGGUUCUACCAGCACGUUUUGUACAGCAGCCCUAUCCAGACAACUUAAUGCAGUGGAAAGGAAGCAAAGUCUAAAUCUAUCAACACUUGGAAGAUCUAACAGCACAGUAGAUACAUCAGUUGUUAGCCUCAUAGUAGACACAGGCAAAGAUACAGAGAUAGUGAAGUUACCACGUGUAUAUACAAGAGAGUCAAUCAACGUCAAAGAAUCUCACAUCGCCAAGAUGGAAGACAUCAGAGGAUGGAACCACCUAGAAGGAAUCAACAUUCCUAUCGUCACACAACAUGAAGUUGGACUUUUGAUCGGACAAGAUGUGCCUGGAGCAUUGAUACCUAUAGAAAUUAGAGCAUCCGAGGAUGGACCUUAUGCUGUAAGAACCAAAUUAGGAUGGGCAGUAAGUGGUCCUGUCCAGCCCAAGAUGCCAGAAGACAUACACACAGCUACUACAAGCUUUGUUGGUAGCGACAUCAAACUGGAGGAUGGCAGACUUCAGAGAUUCAGGAAGAAUGAAAGCUCAGAAGUUCUUCAGAAGGACAAGGUUUCGUCCGUCAAUGUUAGUAAUGCGUCAGCUUUCCGGGAGAGUAGUGGUAAAAAGGAUGGAGUUCACAACCUAUCGCCAACGUCAUUUGAGAAGAAAACGCCAAAACUACCAGACGACAUUUUGACUGCAGAACAGCGUUUGCAGUCGUCACCCAAGAGAUUACUGAUAGAUGAUACACUUCAGAAGAAACACCAAGUGGACGUAGAACAUAUGCUAAGUAACUACUCUAUAAUGAAAGUUAAUAAGACAGAACAAUUAGAAGAUAUAACCUCAUUGUACUUACCUCACCAUUUAUUCAUAAGUCCACAAGUUAUUAGUGAUUGUGUGGCAAAGCAUAAUGAAGAAGCAUUACCUGACAAGGUUCCACAGGGGCCGGACCUGGCCAAUCUGCCCAGAGUGUCACCUGGUAAACCUUUAUUUGGCUACAUGUAUUUUGGAGUUGACAGUUUCACACCGUACAUUGUAAAACAAAGAAAUUCAGAAAAGGGAUACGGUUGAAUCUGUACAUGUACAUGUUUGGUCAUAAAAAUUAUCUGAUACAUAUGUAUUUUGUUAGAGAAAAUAUUUGAAUUUAAGGCACUACAAAGAUAUAUUUCUCAUUGUGGUGAAAGUGUAAAAUGUAGCAGUGAGAUCCAAAAGGGACCAGUAUAGAAAUCGUAUUUUUGGAAAUAGCAGAAAGUUUAAAAUUAGUGAGCGAGGUAAAAUAGCAGUGUCUAAGCUCCCUCCUCCCUGGUCUAAGUGCAUUUAACAAGCAAGUUGUGCGGAAUAUGGAUUUGAUAAAAGGAUAAGGAGUAAAUUCAUAUCUGAGAUUUAUUUGUCAAAUCUGUUUAAAAUUUUCUUUAUAUUGAAUUUGCUCUUAUAGAACAAUACAAGAAGAUUAGUGUGGUACCAGGUCGAUUGAAAAUUGAUAAUUUGAUAGCACAGCAAAAGCAGGAAUUGCUAAUCAAGGAAAAGGAAUUUGCAUCAGUUAUCAAGAAUUGUUUUGAAAUGCUCAAAGGAAUGUUCAAAAAUUUGAAACCAAUCAUUCUCAUUGUUUCGAGAUGAAUGACUGUUAGAGUGGAGGACAUUUUCAAGCAGUUUAUCACGACAACAUUCAGCCAAGCAGCAAAUCAUUCUUAAAGAAUGGAAAGUUUAGAAACAUUCAAGACUUAAAACAAGACUAUAAUGAAUCAUGAGUUACAACAUGAACAGUUUGUAAUUGACGACAACAUGAAGAACUUUGAAUUUCAAGAUGAUGGACAUAAUAAGUUCCGAAAUUCAUUAAAACGUUUAUUAAAUUGUGGAUUGAAGAAAGACUAUAUAAAAUGGAUAUUUCAACUUGAUAAGAGACUAGUUGAUCUAGUAAAUGUAUCUCAUCCUCAGGAUGUAUUUUUUGUGUAUUUUGUGAUCUAAAAGGCAUAUUUGAUGAUCACAGUUGAUAAAGUAUGUUAUUCAAACAAGACUAUUCUUACAAAGGUGUCAGAUUUGAUGCAGAGAGUUUGAUAUUGUCAUUGCUGAUUAAGAGGAGACAAAAAACAGGUUCACUUUUGAGUUUAAACACCGACUCAAUUCAAGUGUUUUUGCAAGAAAAGAAUAGUUGGAAAUAUUCAAAGAGUUGUAAGGAUUGAAGAUACAUAACGUUAGAUUUAUACUUUGUGUAUAUACUGUAUGCUCAGCUAGAAUUGGAAUUUAAUCUGUGAAGACCCAGAAAAUUAUAUGAUAUUGUGUAAUAGGGAACACAAUGUUUGUAAAAAUAAUAGGACAUGGAUGUUAAUUUAUGUUUUAAAGGGACAAUGUUUUAUAGAUGAUUGCGGGAAAAAAGCAAUUCAUUAUUUUUCUUGAGCAUAACUGAAUGUCUCUAGGUCACAAGCAUUUAAAGUUUAUAUCAAAUUAUUUUCUAGACUGCCAUAUUGGAAAGGGUUGUCGAUUUCAAUUGUUGUCAAAGCCUAUUAUGUGUACUAAAGCAAAUAGUGCAUGUUAUUAUUUAUAUACAGGUACAUGCAAUUUAAAGGUAUUUGGAGUUCAGUGUAUUCUUAUUUACCAGUCAGUUCAAAUGAUUAAAGGGAAGCAAGAUACAGUGUAAAUUUUAAUCGUGAAAGAAAAAAUUGAUAAAUGCUCCGUUGUGUCUAUGCAUUUAAGGGGCCGGAGUGUAAGAUUAGAAAGUGUAUUUUUUCUUUGAAAUAUUUAACAUGACGUCAGAGACGUUAAUUGAGUUGUAGCAUCAUUUAUCUGGGUCGAUAGAGGGCGUUGGAAAUUUGCCUUGCCAAGAUCGACAAAGAUUUAAAGUUCAGCCCGUCGUGACUUUACAGUAGAAUUCAAGAUAAUCGGUACAAGUCCAAUGUUGUAAGUAAAAGGACCUUUAUAUUUCCGUAAUGUAAUGUUUAACUGAAUAUAUGGAACCAAAAUUAACUCGAGACGAUAAUUAAUUUGUUGUUAAUUUAGCUCAUAACUUUGGUGAAAGUGUUUGGAGUUUACGUAUAGAAUACACGUGUGAUAAACGUAUAUUGACAUUGUACAUUGAUAGGUAAUUGGACAUGCACAUGAAGAGUGUUGCGUAAUAGCAUAUCGGUACGGUACUGUGUGGUAAUCUCGCACACAGUGCAUAGUAGGCUAUUCAUGUUCAGAGUUGUAAACGAAAUGGAAUGUCAAAUAAACAAAUGUUGUUCUUUGUUAGCUACAUUUGGUUCUAGUUGUUGAAAAGGAUACAGUAUAUGUAUGAGUUUGGAAAUAAGGCAUUAAAGCCAGUUUUUGGUGCAUUUUAAAGCCCUGAUAAUCUGAUAAUUACAAAUAACACAUACAGUGAAGGUGAAAUGAAAGCCUAGUUAUUGGUUUGAGUAAAGUUAUUGCUAGUCAAUAAUGCCUCAGAGUAUAAAGUUUAGAGGCAAGGUAAUAUUUAAGUAUCGUAGUUGAUAUAAAGGACAAAUGAGACAAAGUAAAGGUUUUGUUUAUUUAACCGCAUAUCGCAAAGUUUAUUCAAGGUCAUUUGAAUACAUUGACAGAAUUUGAUAGGUAAAUUUGUUACAGGAAACCAGAAUAUUUAUUUAUGCAAGAUUCAAACGUCACAAAUAAUUUGUGCAAUACAUAGACUAUUUAUUUUAUAUCAUGCAAGUACAUAAAUGUAACUGCAUAUACAGAUGCUUAUUAUUGUUUGUUUAUAUUUUUAUGCUACAGAUUGAACAUGCUCGAUGGUAUGAUCGAUGGUAUACUAGAUGGUAUGCCCAGAUGGUAUGCUUGAUGGUAUACUUGAUGCAUCGUAUGAUAACUGGAAA
Messenger RNA from Lytechinus pictus (painted urchin), 5686 nucleotides. RefSeq lists its product as uncharacterized. Lineage: Eukaryota; Metazoa; Echinodermata; Echinoidea; Temnopleuroida; Toxopneustidae. The transcript is spliced from 2 exons. The record is from RefSeq and is a predicted model, not a curated record. The coding region runs from base 321 to 2936 and encodes 871 amino acids.